Coccinella septempunctata (seven-spotted ladybird) is the source of this 1943-nucleotide messenger RNA. RefSeq lists its product as uncharacterized. The transcript is spliced from 5 exons. The record is from RefSeq and is a predicted model, not a curated record. Gene Ontology annotation, cellular component: plasma membrane; cytoplasm. Lineage: Eukaryota; Metazoa; Arthropoda; Insecta; Coleoptera; Coccinellidae. The coding region runs from base 35 to 1516 and encodes 493 amino acids.
UUACCUCUACUAAAACAAAACUGAGCUAUGGCUUAUGAUGGCAGAGUCACACACAAAUAGCACUGAUUUUCACACUUCAAUUUUCAGGGAGAUAUACAAAAACAGUUGGCUCAAAAAAGUAUCAUCAAAUUCAAAAAAGAAAAAAGAAAGAUUGUGGAUUGUCUUCUGUAUUCAUGAUGAUGUGAAUGCUUUUCUCGAAGCUUAUUCCGAUAAUAAAAGCGCUAUACUACACAAACCAUGUCAGUUCUUUUCUCUGAAUGAAACACAACAUGUUACCUCUUCGAUUUGUCCAAUUAAUGAAGAAUAUGAAUUUUGUAUUACUCUCCUUGAUCAAAUUAUUAAGCUGGCAGCUCCAUCUCAAGAUCUCAUGAUCGAAUGGGUAGAAGUCCUACGUACUAAGCUGAAAGAGAUGAAAAUAUUAUGUCCAAUAGAAAAUUUAUAUACUAAGUUACCUGAGCCAAAAAAUGGUCUUCCAUUACUAUCAACAAGAGAUCCAAACUCACCAUUGCCUCCACCCCCUGUGGGUACUAGAAGUGACCUUACAAGAAUGAUAAAUGAUGCACCUGGCACAUCUGGUCGUUCUAGGAAUCUGAAUACAACACCUAGAUGGAGAUCAGAGUCCACUUCCUCAUGUGAUAGUUUCAGCAGUCCACAAAAUACUCAAGAGAACGAAGUAUUCAAUUUUGAAAAUUUGAACAGAUUGUUAGAGACUCCUCCGUUAUCUGCCCCUGCAAGUUUCAACCACUAUGAACCUGUUUUCCAAGCGUCUUCCUCUCCAGGCCCUUCAACUAGACCUGAAAUCGAUUUUCAGAAUAGACCUGUGGCCAAUAGUUAUACGAGAUUUUUGAUGCCACCCCCAAGACCAUAUAGAACACUAAGAGAACAACAAGUUCAACAGCUACAAAAUGAAAUGAAGCAUCCAGGUGGUGUGAGACUUCAGCUGAGAAGAAGAGACUGUUUGAACGCAAUAGCAUUUGUAGAUGCUUAUGAAUCUGUGUGGAUUUGUGGAUGGAAACAGAAGGAACAUCCUAUGCUUUACAAUGCAUUACACAUUGGUGAUCAAGUUUUAAAUGUUGAAGGAGUAGUAGUAAAAACAGCAUAUCAAGUUCGAAGGAUUUUGAAGAGCCACUCUGCUAUUUAUAUCAAUAUUGUAAUCAAAAGGAUUCCAUUCGGUAGAGUUUUUGUUAUUCAUCGAGAAACAGAGGGACAAUCACUUGGUAUAAUUCAGGAAAAUAACACAGCUGUUAUCAAGACUGUACAAGCUGGAAGUUUGGCAGCUAAACAUGGAUUGCCUUGUGGAGCCAUGACCUGCGAUGGCACUGCCUUCACCAAUUGGGUACUAACAGAAAUCAAUGGCCGUCCUCUAAAUCUGUAUUUCAAAAAAAAUCAAGUCCGCGAUCGUCUUAAUGCAGUAGGUAGAGAUAUAUCUAUACUAGUGCAACCUCUAGAUCUGGUAAAACAAUUCAAAAAAGAAUUAAAAUCGAUAAGGAACUACAAAGAGUAUCUUUUGCAGUAAAUUAUUAUUCAUGUGAUUCAAACAGUAUUAAGGCAUUUGAAAAAUUGUUUUGUCGUAACAAAUUCCCAAAAUUUCGGGUUUAAUUUAAUAUUUCAAAGUAAUCUUAACUGAAAGAUAAUACUUGAAGAUAACAAAUAGGUUGAAAAUAAUAUCUGGUAAAAAUGCUGAGUAAUGCUCUCAAUGUAGUAAGCAUUACUUGUGAUUAUUUUAUGAAUGGAUAGAUAAAGACAACUGUAAUAUACAAUUAUAUUAUAUAAGUGAAUCUAGGUCUGAUGCAAAACAUUCUGUGAUCUUAAAUAUUGCACUUUUGUAUGAUAUUCGAAUAAUCGAAUUAGUUUUUUGUCUAUGAAGAUGACUCAUAAGGAGCAAUAAUAACUGUAUGAUAUUUUACUGUAGCUUUUCGAAAUAAAAGAUGAUAUCAAUAAAA